Messenger RNA from Bolinopsis microptera, 1532 nucleotides. Its product is annotated as very low-density lipoprotein receptor-like. Gene Ontology annotation, molecular function: protein binding. Bases 21 to 845 code for a protein of 274 amino acids. Gene Ontology annotation, cellular component: plasma membrane. NCBI's taxonomy places the organism in Eukaryota, Metazoa, Ctenophora, Tentaculata, Lobata, Bolinopsidae. The transcript is spliced from 8 exons. The record is from RefSeq and is a predicted model, not a curated record.
GAGAAUGCCAAGGAAAUGGCAUGGAGAAGUGCGCGGACGGUGAGCAAUGUUUCCACGCCUCCUUUGUAUGUUCUGGAGAUACAAAAUGUAACGAUGGGUCAGAUCAAACAAACUGCUCAGAGAGAGAAUGCCAAGGAAAUGAUACGGAGAAGUGCGCGGACGGUGAGCAAUGUAUACAUGUGGAUGGCAGAUGUGAUGGUGAUACGGAUUGUUACGAUGGAUCAGAUGAAACAAACUGCUCAGAGCUAGGAUCAUCUUCUUUCCCUUUUUCUCCUUCUUGGACGACCUCUUUCUUGGACGACCCCCAAGAUCCGGGUGUUACUUUACCUUAUUUGACGACAACUUCUCCGAGUUAUACGACAUGGUCAAUAACUUAUUCUAGUGAGAGUUACUCCCGAGAUGGAUCAGUGUACUGCCCAAAAGGAUAUUGGAAGUGCUCGAACGGUUGGCAAUGUAUUAAGGAUAGCUGGAGAUGUGAUGUUUAUACCCAUUGUUACGAUGGAUCAGAUGAAACAAACUGCCCAGAGCCAGCUAUAGACGGAUCAGAGUGCAGAUAUGGAUAUUGGGGGUGCUCGAACGGCGUGCAAUGUAUUAAGGAUAGCUGGCGAUGUGAUGGUUAUACGAGUUGUAUCGAUGGAUCAGAUGAAACAAACUGCCCAGUGUCAGGACCUGCUUCUCAGCGCGUCCCUCUAACUUCUCCAACUCGUGCUGCUGUGGAGAAAGACUCCCAAGAUACUGAUAGCUCAGCUAAGACACAGACUGCUUUGACGACCGUUGGCAUUGUAAUAGCGGCUCUAUUAUUCGUCACUCUCGUCAGUCGUCACUCUGCUUGUUUGUCUUUGUAAAAAAGGAUCAAGACAGCAUGAGAUGGAACAACCCACAGAAUGUCCCAUCAUGACCAAUUCACCCCCACCAAUUCUUGUUCCAGUGCAACUGCAGCAAGCUAUAAAUGUGCGAGAGGAGCCGUUGUCUCUAAAUCCAACUCUGUCUAAUGUUGUUGUGAAUAAUAAGCAAUAUGUUCCAAAUUAUGAAGUUUUGAUGGGUUAUCCUGCGGCCGUGGUCUGAGGGCUCUUGCUAAAUAGCUAAAUCACUCGCCCAAAUCAUGAUGACUAUAGUAACAACUUUUACGCGUCUCCUACCUUCUAUAUAUGCACGUUGGUUAUUUGUGAUAUGUUUAGCGCUUACUAUAUAUAAUAUAGAGUAGAUAUGAGCAAUCAGGACUAAUAUUGUCUUCUCAAAAUGUUAUAAAACACGGCUCGAUUAGCACUAUAUCAUAUUAUUCUAUUGUACUUUUUGUCUUUUGAAGUUGCUGACUGAACCUGAGAUAACAACUUACUGUAAUGCUUAUUUCAAUAUGAUACACACUAUACACUAUACACACUAUAAUACAUUGCUAUUUUUCUGAUUAUAACAUCUUUUGAGGUUGCUGAGUAAUGCUUAAUUCAAUAUGAUACACACUAUAAUACAUUGCUAUUUUUCUGAUUAUAACAUCUUUUGAGGUUGCUGAGUAAUGCUUAUUUCAAUAUGCUAUA